Messenger RNA from Phytophthora nicotianae INRA-310, 192 nucleotides. RefSeq lists its product as hypothetical. The record is from RefSeq and is a predicted model, not a curated record. Lineage: Eukaryota; Oomycota; Peronosporomycetes; Peronosporales; Peronosporaceae. The transcript is spliced from 2 exons. Bases 1 to 192 code for a protein of 63 amino acids.
AUGAGGAUUGCGACAACUACGAACUCAAUCGUGACGACCGUGAAGCCACGCAUGCUGCAUCGCAAGUCCAACCAGUUCAGCCAGCACGUGAACCAAGCAUUCCGAGGGAAGUACCAACUGGCCAAGGCAUCACUACAUAACGUAGAUCCGAGUGGAAAAUUCUCCUCUUCUUUGGCUCCAGAAAUUCAGUAA